Molecule: messenger RNA, 1035 nt
Organism: Saccharomycopsis crataegensis
Lineage: Eukaryota; Fungi; Ascomycota; Saccharomycetes; Ascoideales; Saccharomycopsidaceae
Gene: HEK2
Product: Hek2p
Exons: 1
Coding region: 1-1035 (344 amino acids)
Biological process (GO): 3'-UTR-mediated mRNA stabilization
Cellular component (GO): nucleus; cytoplasm
Molecular function (GO): mRNA 3'-UTR AU-rich region binding
Source: RefSeq, a predicted model, not a curated record
AUGUCCGACGAAUCUCUUUUCGAUACCAAACUCACCACCGAAGAUCACCCUUCAACCAUCGACAAUGUCCUUCCAGACGUCCUGUUGAACACCGCGCUUAUCACCUUCAGAGUGCUUGUCUCCACCAAAGAAGCAGGUAUUGUCAUUGGUAAGAAUGGUAACUGUGUUGCCAACGUCCGUGAAAAAACCGGAGUCAAAUCAGGGGUUUCCAAAGUCAUUAUGGGCUGCUCUGACCGUAUUCUCACUGUUUCUGGCCCAGUCGAUGCAACUGCCGAAGCCCUUGCUCUUUUCGCCACAGCCUUGUUGGAAUCCCCAGUGGCCCAACAACAACAAUACAGUUUCUUCCCUCUUAAGUCUCUUUGUCCUCCUGCUCAAGAUGGCCAAACUUUUCUCCGUCUUUUGAUCCCUCACUCCCAAAUGGGGACCUUAAUUGGUAAACAAGGUAGUCGGAUCAAGGCCCUUCAAGAAAACUACGACGUCAAAAUUGUCGCCUCCAAAGAAUUCCUCCAAGAUUCCACCGAAAGAGUGGUUGAGGUCCAAGGUACCCCAGAAAACAUUGAAAGCGCCCUUAAAGUCAUUGUCCGUUGUCUCAUUGAAGACUGGCAUGGAGCCACCGGAACCAUUUACUACGUUCCGCAACCAAAAAAACGUGGUGGUCACCACAACUCUGCUGAUCAUGGCUACCAAUCGUCUGAUCACUCCCACCAAAAUCGCCCACGCUACAACAAUGGCGGAUCAAACCAUUCUGCCAACUCCUCUUCAACUAACGAAGCUUCUGCCUCAUCCACUACCCAAGUGGUUGAUUUCCCAUCGGAUUAUGUCGGAUGCCUUAUUGGUAAGAAGGGUUCCAAGAUCCAAGAAAUCCGUAAAAACUCUGGUGCCCAAAUUUCCAUUGCUCAAGAAGAUAAUGAAAAUGAAGAACGUAGUUUCACCAUCAUUGGUAGUCAAUACAGUGUUGAUAAAGCAUUGAGUUUAUUGUACCAACAAAUCCAAAGAGAAAAACAACGUCGUGCCCAAGCUGGUGAAGAAGAUUAA